Sinocyclocheilus grahami is the source of this 1134-nucleotide messenger RNA. RefSeq names its product protein NipSnap homolog 1-like. The transcript is spliced from 10 exons. Gene Ontology annotation, cellular component: mitochondrion. The coding region runs from base 107 to 943 and encodes 278 amino acids. The record is from RefSeq and is a predicted model, not a curated record. Lineage: Eukaryota; Metazoa; Chordata; Actinopteri; Cypriniformes; Cyprinidae.
CUGAAGUCCAACAGUUCAUGCGUGUCAAACAUUAACUCAGACAAAUGCGUGUUGCAACUCCUGCAACUUCAUAUAGACACAAAUCUACAAACAACACGAGAGAAUAAUGGCGACAACACGGUCUCUGCAUAUCCUCAACAGACAGCAGCAUUUCUUUAACAAGGUGCAUUCAACAUGGCUGGCCAGAGGUUCUGCGAAUAAAAGUGAUGAAGGCUGGUUGAGUUCCAUGUUUGCACACAAAGUGGAUGCCAGGAAAGAUGCCCACUCCAAUCUGCUCUCCAAGAAAGAAACCAGCAACCUCUACAAGAUUCAGUUUCACAAUGUCAAGCCAGAGUGCAUGAAGGCAUACAAUAAAAUGUCGGAUGAGGUACAGAAAGAACUUCAUCGUGAUGCAAGUUAUCCAUGUGAAGUCAUUGGAAGCUGGAACACCUGGUAUGGUGAACAGGAUCAAGCAGUGCAUCUCUGGAGGUAUUCUGGUGGGUAUCCUGCUCUAACAGAGUGUUUGAGCAAACUCAACCGCAAUACGGCGUAUCUUGCAUUUCGAAAAGAGAGGAGUAAAAUGUUGAUCUCCCGACGCAACCAGCUUCUUCUGGAGUUUAGUUUCUGGAACGAGCCUGUGCCCAGAAGCGGCCCCAACAUUUAUGAACUGAGAACAUACCAACUAGUACCUGGAACAAUGAUCGAAUGGGGAAAUCACUGGGCUCGAGCUAUCAAAUAUAGACAGGAAAACAAUGAAGCAGUGGGCGGCUUCUUCACACAGAUCGGUGAAUUGUAUGUUGUUCAUCAUUUAUGGGCCUAUAAAGACCUGCAGUCCAGAGAAGAGACCAGAAAUGCUGCUUGGUUAAAAGAGGGCUGGGAUGCCAAUGUGCACUAUACAAUGCCUCUUAUCCAAAAGAUUGAAUCGAGAAUUAUGAUUCCCAUGGAACAUUCACCUCUGCAGUAAAAUCAACAGUGUUUCACCUGUGAUGAUACCUAAGACACUAUCCACCAGGAGAUCUACUGUUUAGAUCUGACUUUACUCAAACACAUCUGAAGCAGAUGAUCAAGGUCUUCAGGUACUCUUGAAGUAGACGGGCAGUUGUGUUAGAGUAGAACUGCUCCUAAAGUCUGCAAGAAGGCAAAACUGUGCCAGUG